CAACAAAUGUAGCAAUACACCCUCUUGAAUCUGCAUCACCAUGGCAACCACCUCCCCCUCUUGCUCUGCUCCAGAUGGCAAAUAGCAGGGGGGGUGACCAGCAGCUCCCAUCAUGCCUUGCACUCGGAAGCAGGAAGAAGCCAGCGAGCAGCAGCUUAAAAGAUGAUGGAUGAACUCAUGCCGGUCCAGGAGGCGGAACGUCGUCCAUGUGGCAUCCGAGCUUGGCCUCCUCUCGUGGUCGCGGAGCGCAGCUGACCACUCAGCCACCAAGGCCCCCCUUAUCGUCAUCUGCCCUGCGCUCUCCCCAUUCGAGACCAUGGAGGAGGCCACCAAGCUGAAAAAAUGCCCCCCACCUCAUCCACCACCGCUGCUGGAGCGGAGGGCUCGUCCUCCUCAGCCCACGGUCACGAUCCUCAAGUCCAAGCUGAAGCAAAGCGUGAGCUGCUCCGUGCCCCGAGUACGCUCCGCCUUGUCCGGCUUCUUCCCUGUGCUGCGCUGGCUGCCCAGGUACAAACUGCGAGAGUACGUGUGGGGGGACGCCAUGUCUGGCUUGAUCGUGGGAAUCAUACUGGUACCGCAAGCCAUCGCCUACUGCCUGCUGGCUGGAGUUGAGCCCAUCUACGGAUUAUACACAUCAUUUUAUGCUAACAUCAUCUACUUCCUCAUGGGGACAUCCAGACAUGUUUCUGUUGGCAUCUUUAGCCUGAUGAGUCUCAUGGUUGGACAGGUGGUCAACAGAGAAGUGUUCCUUGCCGGAUUUGACCCCAACGAGGACUCUUCUGGUCUCCCAGAGUUCAACGGUUCAUUCAGCAUCAACCACACAGCCAGUCAAACUCCGAGUGUGGAGAUAAUGGGUGUGCAGUGUGGGAAGGAGUGUUACGCUAUUAGUAUUGCAGCCGCUCUUACGUUCCUGGCCGGCAUCUACCAGGUGAUGAUGGCCGUGUUUCGGCUGGGCUUUGUCUCUGUGUACCUUUCGGCCCCCAUGCUGGACGGUUUUGCCACAGGAGCCUCGUUUACUAUCCUGACCGUGCAAGCCAAAUACCUCUUGGGUCUGAAGAUCCCUCGCCAUCAGGGCUACGGCACAGUUGUUGUAACCUGGUUCAACAUCUUCGCCAACAUCCACAAGACCAACAUGUGCGACCUCGUCACAAGUGCCAUCUGUAUCACAGUGUUAGUUGCAGGGAAGGAGCUCCAGGAACGGUACAAAGAUCGUUUGAAGAUCCCUUUGCCCACCGAGCUGGUCGUCGUUGGCGGUGCCACGCUGGCCAGUCAUUUUGGGAAUCUCAACCAUCAUUACGGCACCAGUGUUUCAGGUCACAUCCCCACUGGCUUUAUCGCUCCUCAAGUGCCCAGCUUGAGUCUGAUGCCAAGAGUGGCACUGGACGCCGUUCCUCUUGCUGUCAUCAGCUUUGCCUUCACCGUGUCACUGUCGGAGAUGUUUGCCAAGAAAAAUGGCUACACGGUUCGCCCCAACCAAGAGAUGUUCGCCAUUGGCUGCUGUAACGUCAUCCCGUCCUUCUUCCAUUGCUUCACCACCAGUGCGGCUUUGGCAAAAACUAUGGUGAAGGACUCGACGGGCUGUCAGACACAGGUAUCAAGUCUGAUCAGCGCUUUGGUCAUCCUGCUCGUCCUGCUCUUUUUCGCGCCUUUCUUCCACGCUCUCCAGAAGUGCGUCCUCGCCUGCAUCAUCAUCGUCAGCCUCCGCGGGGCACUCAGGAAGUUCAAGGACGUCCCCGCUAAGUGGCGAGCCAGCCGCAACGACGCCGUGGUCUGGCUGGUCACGAUGUCGGCCACGGCUCUGAUAAGCGUCGAGUUGGGCCUCCUGGUUGGCAUCACCUUCUCUAUGAUCUGCAUCAUCUACAAGACCCAGAACCCUAAGGUCUCCCUUCUGGGCCGGGUGAGUGACUCUGAUCUUUAUGAGGAUGCGGAGGAGUACCAAAACCUGGUCCUGCCAACACGAGUGCGAGUCUUCCGCUUCCAAGCUCCUCUGUACUACGCCAACAAGGACACGUUCCUGAAAGCCCUCUACAAAGUUGUCGGGGUGACGCCUUUCUUGGAGCUGACCAGGAGGAAGAAGGCAGAGAAGAAGGCCAAAACGGUGUCCAUGACGCAGGCCCAGGCAAACGGGGAGCGCAACAAUGGAGAUGUCGUCGUGGCACUUGUUCCAAGAGAACUGGACUUCCACGCCAUCAUUUUGGACUGCUCUGCCAUCCCGUUCAUAGACUCCACUGGCAUGGCUGCCUUUAAAGGGCUGCUGAAGGAGUUUGAGGAGAUUGGCGUGCGAGUGGUGCUUGCCUGCUGUAACACUGGGCUCGUUGAUACCUUGGAGAAGGGGGAGUUUUUUGGCAAGGGGGGCAAAGACAUGAGCAAAAUGCUGUUCCACACAGUCCACCACGCCGUCCUGCAGACAAACGUUCGGCAGACGGACAACAGCUUCAAAGACUCUGACCUGUAGAACAAAAGAUGAACAAAAUGGGGUAAAUACAUAUGUAGGCUCGUGGCAGCAUGGUCGGCAGUGGUAACUACAUCUGCCACAGAGUCAAGAGGUCUUGGGUUGGUAUCUCGGCACAAACUGUAGGUGAAAUUCUGAGCCAAUAACUGAGGAUAGUUUUCCAAAAAAAAAUGUCCAAAUAGGUGAAAUUGUAUAUAUGCAGAGGAACACUGUAGUGCCUGUGGGCAGCUUUGAUUUUGCUGUGGGGCAAGAUUUGUACUCAGAGCGCAACCAAAGUUGCCCCUAGAAUUGAACGUCCACCGAGGCUCACAAGUAUUUCUACUCUUUAACCUUUGGACGGUACGCAUCGUGUACGUGUUUUUCAAUUUGAAUAAUUCAAGGUAGGAAAAAAAAAUCCAAAAUCAAAGCAAAACUGUCAGCUCAUCAGUCACUAUUGAUUUUAUUUAAUGAUCGCAUUGUUGCUGCAAGUUCCACAUUUGGGUUGGCACAUUUUUCUAAAACACUUUUUUUUAUCCUUUGAGACCACCGCACUUGUCACUCGCGCUUGGUCCUGCCAAAGUGUGCACAUUCUGACAUAGCUUUUCAUCAAAUUCUUCUGAAACAUGCAGAAAUAUCGCUUAUUCCUCUGACCUUGAUGAAAUCAUGCAACUCAAGUCAAGAAUAUGGAUCAGAAGGUAGAAAAAGAACGACCAAGAUCCAAGCAUUAUUCACUUUCAAGCAAAUGUAAUAUUAUUCCUGUCUUAUUUUGAAGUGCCACUUUUACAGCGGAGCACUUCGUCAACGCACUAUUUGACCCUUUAGGGCCACCACAUUUUACAAUUGUUUUUUUUUUUUUCAUUUUUUUAUUUUGUGGACUGGUACAAAUAAGUUAUGUUUGUUAUAUUAUGUCAACAUCAUCAGAGGCAUAUCAAACCCCAUAAAAGUAAUGUGUUGGAGAUGAAAAUAUAACAAGUAUGAUUACUACCUAUUUAAUGACCACAUCUAUAUAUUUUUUUAUUAUUUUGAAAUUUGGAUUUUAAUCAAAUUAUUUUUCACCUAUGCCACUGCCGCAGAGCCGAAAGGACAUAAUUUAGAUGAGCACCAAAUUCUACACGUUCAUAGAUUACCUAUAAUACGCUAAGUAACAUUCAUACAUUAUU
Molecule: messenger RNA, 3591 nt
Organism: Syngnathoides biaculeatus (alligator pipefish)
Lineage: Eukaryota; Metazoa; Chordata; Actinopteri; Syngnathiformes; Syngnathidae
Gene: slc26a1
Product: solute carrier family 26 member 1
Exons: 8
Coding region: 170-2455 (761 amino acids)
Biological process (GO): transmembrane transport
Cellular component (GO): membrane
Molecular function (GO): chloride transmembrane transporter activity; bicarbonate transmembrane transporter activity; secondary active sulfate transmembrane transporter activity
Source: RefSeq, a predicted model, not a curated record